Molecule: messenger RNA, 3162 nt
Organism: Anolis sagrei ordinatus
Lineage: Eukaryota; Metazoa; Chordata; Lepidosauria; Squamata; Anolidae
Gene: TACC3
Product: transforming acidic coiled-coil containing protein 3
Biological process (GO): cell population proliferation; mitotic spindle organization; cerebral cortex development
Cellular component (GO): cytoplasm
Source: RefSeq, a predicted model, not a curated record
GUAGAGACAGAAACCGUUAAGAUUUGAAGCGGGCGAGGCGUUGAGUCAGAGGUGAUACCUCAGAGUUGGUGGCAGUAGCAGAAAAGUCGGUGGGGCGUCCUCGGAAGCCAAGUAGGCUUCUUUAGUGAGAACAUAGCAAAGAGAUAGACUUCUCAGCAGCUGCUCUCACCCUCAAGAAUGCCCUUCAAUGGAAUGCUAGACCCUGCUUUCCUUGCACUUUGCAGACAAAGACAUUUUUAUUUAAAAUGAGUCUGCAAGCCUUGAAGGGAGAAAAUAUUAGUGAUGGCAUAGGUGCUGAAAACUGUGCCAUGCUCAUCACAUCUCCAGAGCUCACAGGCAGGCCUUCUAUUCUUCGCCCAUCACAGAAAGAAAAUGUUCCACCAAAAGAAAUAAUGAAGUUUAUGAAGGUAACUUUUCAAACGCCUAUUCGGGAUCCUCAGACUCGCAAAAUCGUGAGUCCGGAUAUAAGGAAAAAACCUGAAACUUAUCCCUUAGUAGGUGACUGCAUUCCAGAGGAUCUUGUCUUGCCUCCAGUCAGUGCUGAGAAUCAACCAAUACUAAUAACAGAUAUUGAAUUAGUAAAAGAGGAGCUCAGCUUUGAUUCUCCAAAUGAUGUCAUGCCACAAAAAGACAGAACACACACUCCUGAAUCAUCUGUGUUGAAUGAUCCUGAUCCGUUCAAGAGCACCAGUGGGCUCCUCAAUUCCCCUAAAAAUCAAGCAGUGUCUCUUUUGCAAGUUUGCACUAGAAAAGAAGCAAAGGAUAGAAAUUCUAUUUCACUUUGUGAAGUUUAUCUGAAACCUGCAACUGAAGAUAAUCUGUCUGAGGAAACAAGCCAUGAACCAGCUAGUUCUUUCGACUUUACCUCAUUGCUAGAUAGUGAUUCUUCAAAGCAAAUAUUAAGCCUCAAUCAAUCUAUAAAACAAGAUUCAAACAGUGCUUGCAAAACUGAGGUGUUUUCAAUGGCACCUAUAGAAAAUAAUAUCUCACAGCCUGUGCUAGAAUCUGGUAGUUUUGGAAGUUUCAGUUAUUGUAAAAGAAAAGAAAAGGCCAAAGGUCAAACAAGCACUGGAACAGAAGAUAAUUCUGUCCCCAAAGCAGCAUAUAACUUCGAUUUUGAUAAGUUUGAUCCUAACUUCAACCCAUUUGGAGGUGGUUCCAAAUUACAGAAUUCACCUAACUGUUCUGUGUUCACCAUUGAGAAGAAUGAUACCCAAGAGGACAGUGGACUGUUCAAAGAAGAUUUUCUUGAAGCAGAGCAGCUUAAUUUCCCUGAGGAAUCAAAGGCUGUAGAAACAACAUUUGAAAAACAGGAAGAGAUUGCAGAGCUUGUUGCAACUGAGAAACAGGAUAUAACAAAAGUAGGAACUCAGACUGAACCUUCAAGUGAAUUGAUGAAUCAAAAUAUUGCGUCACCUGUGGUUUUAGUUCAACAAAGUUCUUUAUUACACGAGACUGCAAAUGAUAAAACACAGAAACCUUCACAUCAGACAGAAACUGUAAUGAAUGAAGGCAGCUUUUUGGAUAUAGACAAUGAAGAGUUCAGAUCACCCUCUGAUGUUCUAGAAAUGGACCUCGAAGUAGAUUAUCUGGAACAGUUUGGAACAUCCUCAUUCAAGGAGUCUGUUCUAAGAAAGCAAUCUCUCUACCUGAAGUUUGACCCUCUGCUGAGCGAAAGCCCUAAAAAGUUUGUUGAUGGUGCUAAGUCUACAGGAGCCGCAUUACUUCAAAAUGACAGACAUUCAAUAGCCAUGGCAGUAAAUGAAGUAAAAACAUCUGAUAAUCAUGAAGAAAAGCUUUUGGGGCUCGAUCUUCUUGGAACUCCCCCAGAUCCAGCCAAAACUCUACAAGACAUCCUAGUUGAAAAGAAUCCUUCAGUAUUCCCUUGUGCUCUGCCCACUGAGGCCAUUAUUGAAGUGCUGAAGUACAGUCAGAAAGACAUGGAUGCAGCUGUAGAAAAGGUUAAGCAUGAGAUGGAUGUUGUUGUUAAAAAGCUCACUUCUGAGGUUGAAGAAAAGCAAAGAGAAGCUUUGGAGUGGAAAAUGAAGCAUGACAAAAUUUAUAUUGAAAGUCAAGAAAUGGGAACAAUUGUUGCAGAGUUUGAAGGCACCAUUACACAAGUGAUGGAAGAGCGCGAGAGUCAGAAAGAGCUUUCAAAAAAAGAAUUGCAGAAAGUAGUUGAUGAAAAACAGCAACUUGUAUCUGACUUGAAUUCUAUGGAGAAAUCUUUCUCGGAACUCUUCAAGCGAUUUGAAAAACAAAAAGAGGCAAUAGAAGGAUUUCAGAGGAAUGAAGAGGCUCUGAAGAAAUGUGUAGAGGAGUAUCUUGCAAGAAUUAAAAAGGAAGAGCAAAGAUACCAAGCAUUGAAGGCACAUGCAGAAGAAAAGUUGUGCAAAGCGAAUGAAGAGAUUGCCCAAGUAAGAAGCAAAGCUAAAACAGACGUGUUGGCUCUUCAAGCCACUUUGCGCAAAGAACAAAUGAGAGUCCAGUCGUUAGAGAAAAGCAUUGAGCAAAAGGCAAAAGAAAACGAAGAACUCACAAAAAUCUGUGAUGACUUGAUUUCUAAGAUGGAAAAUGCGCUAGUCUGAACCAUCCCAUUUUUUCAUCCUGGUUCCUACUUCAGCCUUGGGAUGGUUGAUAGUGAAAUUUAAUGACCAUCUCUAUUUGCACUAGUUUAGCCUUAUUGUUUUUCUAUGAAAACUUGUAUAUUUUAUGCUGUUAUUUACAAAAAGCAAAUAGGUGCAUGGCACCAGUCUGCUUGCCAUUAUUUCUGUAAAUAAAACUGUUGGGUAUUAGGUUUAUUAUUUUUCACUGCCCUGGAUUGUAUCCCCACAAUCUUUUUCUCUUGAAUAUCCACCAAUAGACAUGGGAAGUCAUUUCAUUACAUUUUCACCUAUGGAGCCCAUUUAGGCCCAGGAGAAAGCGUUUUUCCCGUUUUUAAAAACCUCUUAUGGAUAUAAAAUGUUCUAUAGCAAAAACAGGGCAGAAUUCCCCUGCAUUUGAAGGCUUUUUUAUAUCACGAGAGCCAGAAUAAUAGCUGAAGUGCCUCAUACUGGUCCACUGUGCUCUGGAUCAAGAAUUUCAGGCGUUACCUGAUUUCUGUGCAGAAGCGAUGGAGAGAUGUUUUGACUGAUUAAAAAUAAAAUACAUUAUAUUAUUUGU